Hymenoscyphus albidus is the source of this 1156-nucleotide messenger RNA. The record is from the annotation of a GenBank genome assembly. Lineage: Eukaryota; Fungi; Ascomycota; Leotiomycetes; Helotiales; Helotiaceae.
CCAGUGAAUCCGCUGGGGGGGGAUUCGGGCAUUCAGGGCAGCCUGAGUAGUCGACGAGAGACCGUCGUCACCAUACUACAUACGAGUGACCGCCGCUCACUUCCAAUAACAACCACCUUCUCCAGACCACCCUCACCCUCACCCUCACCCACACUAUUUACCAUCCCGGACCUUACAAUCCUACAACUACUUCUCCGCCCGGUAGUUUACUUGACCUUGGCAACAUCAACCUUUCACCUCCCGCCUUCCCUCUUUCACGAAUUCACACAUCCCAUCUACUAAGAUGGCUACCCGCCCAGGCGCCCGUGGAGGGAACUCUCGAUUUGCGCAGUUCAAGCUGGUGUUGCUAGGUAAGUUGAAGCUUCCGCUAUCGUGAUAGCAGGUCAACCGCUAACUUGAGCGCAGGGGAAUCUGCCGUGGGAAAGGUGCGCUCUCUUCUAUCCGAUAGCCCAAUACACCCUCACUGACGUCCAUCUAGAGUUCCAUCGUCUUGCGUUUUGUCAAGGUACAUACAUCUUCUUCAGCAGCACCAAGCGCAUGUUAACCACCGCCAUGUAUAGGACCAGUUCGAUUCAUACAGAGAAAGCACCAUCGGCGCUGCCUUCUUAACGCAAACGAUAUCACUCGACGAUAAUACCACUGUAAAGUUUGAGAUAUGGGAUACGGCAGGACAAGAAAGAUACAAGUCACUUGCGCCAAUGUAUUACCGAAAUGCCAACUGUGCUGUUGUUGUGUAUGAUAUUACACAAGCCGUAAGUAUUCCCAGAGCAAGGUAAUCUGAGAGGGUGGAUGCUGACAGUCUUUGUAGUCGUCGUUGGAUAAGGCAAAACAAUGGGUGAAGGAACUUCAAAGACAGGCCAACGAGAACAUAAUAAUUGCUUUAGCUGGAAACAAGCUCGAUUUAGUCGGCGAACACCCCGAUAAGCGUGCUAUCCAAACAGCCGAUGCCGAAGCAUAUGCUAAAGAAGCUGGUUUGCUCUUUUUCGAAACGUCUGCGAAAACAGCCGAAAAUGUCCGAGAAUUAUUUACAUCGAUUGCGAAGAAGCUACCGUUAGAUCAAGCCGGACCAAGAAAUCCCAGAUCCGGGGGACGAGGAGGCGUGGAACUACGACCCAGCGAGGCUCCCGGAACACAAGGACCAGGUUGCGCCUGCUAG